Piliocolobus tephrosceles (Ugandan red Colobus) is the source of this 4025-nucleotide messenger RNA. It is a transcript of the gene PARP15, whose product is annotated as poly(ADP-ribose) polymerase family member 15. NCBI's taxonomy places the organism in Eukaryota, Metazoa, Chordata, Mammalia, Primates, Cercopithecidae. Gene Ontology annotation, biological process: protein poly-ADP-ribosylation; negative regulation of gene expression. Gene Ontology annotation, molecular function: NAD+ poly-ADP-ribosyltransferase activity; transcription corepressor activity. Gene Ontology annotation, cellular component: cytoplasm; nucleus. The record is from RefSeq and is a predicted model, not a curated record.
UUGGGGGGCAAGGAAUGGGAUGCACAGCAGAAAAGGAAAGGAAUACUGAUUUUUGUGUUUUAAUGUGUCAGGCAUUCUACAAACUUUAUCUCAUUUAAUCUUCAUGAUAAUAUAAAAUAGCUAUGGCUGUGCCCACUGUACAGAUGCUAUCGACUAAGGCUAUACAACUAAUAAAAUUGCAGAGCCCACGACUUUGACCCAGGAUUUGUCUGGCAGCAACGUCUCUCUCAAAGGUCGACAAAAUCCUGAGGCAGCUGUUUGCAGACUCGAGGCCUCAAUGUUGGCAGAAGCGGUUUUCAGAAAAAAGAAAGCGAAAGAAGUUCGAGGCACAAGCCUGUUGGAUGGGACGCACCGGCCGUCUGGGCGAGCCGAGGAUGCUUGCCUCGGGCCCCUUCCCGCAGCUUCUCUGAGUCCAGGGGCUCCGACCUCCGAAGAACUUGCGAACCGAGUUGCACAUGUACUUCCAGAGCCGGACGAGAUCCGGAGGCGGGGAGGUGCGGCUGGGCGGAACCCUUGGGCGCUUCAGGCCUUCCGCCGCUCUUCCUUUGGGAGGAUGUCAAGAGAUGAGUUCAGCAAGAAAGAUUGCCUUUCAAUCAGGAAUGUUGUAGCUUCAAUCCAAACCAAAGAAGGUCUGAAUCUCAAGUUGAUAAGUGGAGAUGUUCUAUACAUCACGGCUGAUGUCAUUGUCAACACUGUUCCCAUGAAUCUUCAGCUUGGAGGAGGACCACUAUCUCAGGCAUUUUUGCAGAAAGCUGGUCCCAUGCUCCAGAAAGAGUUAGAUGACAGCAAGUGGGAAACAGAGAAAAGAGUGGGUAACAUAUUCAUGACAAGUGGCUACAAUCUGGACUGCAAAGCUGUGCUCCAUGCGGUGGCUCCAGAUUGGGAUAAUGGAGCGGGGACUUCUUGGCAGAUCAUGGCAAAUAUAAUCAAGAAAUGUUUGACAAUUGCAGAUGAGCAAUCUUUCUCAUCAAUCACAUUUCCCAUGAUUGGAACAGGAAAUUUGCGGUUUCCCAAAGCUGUUUUUGCUAAACUAAUCCUUUCAGAAGUGUUCGAAUACAGUAGCAGUGCAAGGCCGAUAACUAAACCGUUACAAGAAGUCCACUUUCUGGUAUAUACAAAUGACGAUGAAGGCCCUCAGGCAUUUUUAGAUGAAUUCACUAAAUGGUCAAGAAUAAAUCCCAACAAGGACAGGAUUCCCACGGCUGGAGAUACCCAAGGUGUGGUCGGGACUGUCUCUAAGCCUUGUUUCACAGCAUAUGAAAUGAAAAUUGGUGCAAUUACUUAUCAGGUUGCUACUGGAGACAUAACCACUGAACAGGUAGAUGUUAUUGUAAACUCAACAACAAGGACAUUUAAUCUGAAAUCAGGUGUGUCAAAAGCUAUUUUAGAAGCUGCUGGACAAGCUGUGGAAAAUGAAUGUGCUGCACUAGCUGCACAGCCGCACGGAGAUUUUAUAAUUACACAAGGUGGAAACUUAAAGUGCAAAAUAAUAAUUCAUGUUCUUGGGGAAAAUGAUGUCAGGAAAACGGUCACCAGUGUUCUAGAAGAGUGUGAACAGAGGAAGUAUGCAUCAGUUUCCCUUCCAGCCAUCGGAACAGAUAAUCUUCCUGAACACUGGACUGACAUGAAUCAUCAGCUGUUUUGCAUGGUCCAGCUAGACCCAGGACAACCAGAAUAUAAUACCAUAAAGGACACGUUCACCCAAACUUGUUCUUCCUACACAAUAGAGAAGAUUGAGAGGAUACAGAAUGCAUUUCUCUGGCAGAGCUACCAGGUAAAGAAAAGGCAAAUGGAUAUCAAGAAUGACCAUAUGAAUAAUGAGAGACUCCUCUUCCAUGGGACAGAUGCAGACUCAGUGCCAUGUGUCAAUCAGCAUGGCUUUAAUCAAAGUUAUGCUGGGAAGAAUGCUGUAUUCUAUGGAAAAGGAACCUAUUUUGCUGUGGAUGCCAGUUAUUCUGCCAACAACACCUACUCCAAGCCAGACAAUGGGAGAAAGCACAUGUAUGUUGUGCGAGUACUUACCGGAGUCUUCACACAGGGAAAUGCAGGAUUAGUUACCCCUCCACCCAAGAAUCCUCACAAUCCCACAGAUCUCUUUGACUCAGUGACAGACAAUACACAAUCUCCAAAGCUAUUUGUGAUAUUCUUUGAUAAUCAGGCUUACCCAGAAUAUCUCAUAACUUUCACGCGUUAAAAAUAUUUUUAUCAUCAAAGAGAUUUUUUAAGUCAUCUGUGAGAACAACAUGCAAUCUUUGUCUUUGCUUUUGGCCUGUUUAAGCAGACAAAAGUUUCCCUUUUAGGUGCUAAAAUGCUGAAAAUUACCUUUUGAAAAUGCUCUAUUGCUGCAUUUUGUAGCAUACCUUUUUUUCUCAGCAAAUUGAUGGGUGGAAGCUAAGAAAUGUAUGGUAAAUGUCACAGUUAGAGCUACAGCUGUGUAGCUGUAAAUACAGACACCAAAUCUGUAGGAGAAUAAAAAGCACAUUAUUCUUUUUCUAUCAGAAAAAAACAAGAUACAUCACCUUAAAGCCCAGAUGACACUGUUCUACUUGGACCAUGUUAAGACAUCGAAUGGUGGCGGGUUAAACUGUACUACUUAAGUGGAGAGGCUACUGUUUUGCAUCUGUAACAGCUGGGGAUUUUGCCUUAUUAAGAAAAACCUGUCGAUAGUUCAGCUGAAAUGACUGGACCACAGAAUAUUAACUCUGUUAUGGAACAAAUCAUAACAGAUUUUACCUGUUUACAUUUCAAGUAAAAAUGUGUAAAAAAAUUACCCCCAAUUUUAGUGACUUAAUCCCACACAGUCUUUGUGGGUCUGGAGUUCAGGUAUGGCCUACCUGGUCAUUCUGCUAGAGUCUCUCUGAAGUUACAGACAAGAUGUCAGGGGAUGUGGUCAUCUGAAGCCUUGUCUGGGCUGGAGGUCUAUUUCCAAGGUGAAUCACUCACAGGUAUUGGCAGUCCUCAGUUCCUCUCCUCACAGGCCUCUCCACAGGCUGCUUGAGUGUUCUCAUGACACAAGAGCUGGCUCACUCCAGAGUGAGCAACUCAAGAGAGAGCAAGGCAGAAGCUACCAAGUCUUUAUGAUUAAAGUCAUACACCAUCUUUUCCGCAGUAUCCUAUUGAUUAUUUGGAUCAUCUUGUUCAACCUGGGAGGGAAUUGCACAAGAACAUGAAUACACACUGGCAAGGGUCAUUGGGGGCCAGCUUGGAAGCUGUGUGAAUGAGCAAAUGAAUGCACAGAUAGAAUGUUAGCAGCGAAAAUGAUGCUAGAGGUCACCUACCCCACUGUCCUCUUGUCUUUCUUCCCCAACCCUCCCCUGCUCCCAGGCAAGAAGCCCUCUAGCCUCUGCUUGAUCACUUUCAGCACUCCACAUCUUGAGGAAACUUAUUCCACUGUGGGACAGUGUUAAUUAGUGGAAAACUCUUCUUUUCAAAAGUUGAAAUCAGUUCCUCUAUGUCUAUUACCUGCUGAUCACUGUCCAGACUUCUGGAGGACACAGAACAAGUUUUAUUCCUCUUACUGAUGGUAGCCUUUCAGAUCCAUCCCUUCCCUCCAGUAUAUUAGAGUUAUGUAAAUCCUUAAAAUGCCUAGCAGUUUAUUUAUCCUGAAGCAUCACUUUUGAAGAGUUACAGACAUUUAAGAAGUAUUUACAUUAUCAUAAAUAAAUUACAUGUGUAUUUAAAGAGGACAGAAGAGUAUAAAGAAAAAUAUCUCACCAAACUCACUCAUAAUUCCAGCACUAAGGGAAAACCACUGCCAAUUUCUCAUGUUCUCCCUUCCAGUUUCUUCUCUGCCCAAAUUCAACAAAGUCAAAAUCACAUUUUGUUCAGUCACAAAUCAUAUAAUAUUAUUUCUACCAUUUUUCAUUUAACAUUACAAGUUGUUCUCCUGUAUUGUUAUUUUUUCUGUACACAUAAUUUUAAUGGCAGAGUUAUUCUGCUUUAUAUCUUUUCCCUAUUUUAUGUAUAUAGAAUUAUAAAAUUUUUAAAAAUGUAACCAUCAUUUAUAGUUUAAUAAUCAGUUUUAU